This is a messenger RNA of Bombyx mori (domestic silkworm), 1575 nucleotides long. RefSeq names its product mitochondrial intermembrane space translocase subunit Tim10 (gene Tim10). Gene Ontology annotation, cellular component: mitochondrial inner membrane. The record is from RefSeq and is a predicted model, not a curated record. The transcript has 3 exons. The coding region runs from base 200 to 481 and encodes 93 amino acids. NCBI's taxonomy places the organism in Eukaryota, Metazoa, Arthropoda, Insecta, Lepidoptera, Bombycidae. Gene Ontology annotation, biological process: protein insertion into mitochondrial inner membrane.
GUUAGCAAUAACAACAGCAAGUUUAUCAUUAUUCGUGGUGGCGAAGAACUACAUUAAUACUCAGCGUGUUGAGAAUAUGAAAGCAAGAGAACGCAUGCGAAGAUCUAAUCAAGGAGAAUACCCUGACUUGUAUCGGAAAUUGUGAACUUGAAUUCAUUAUAAUAUAUACCAUUGAACAUUACUUAGUUAAAACGUAAAGAUGGCAGUACCGCAGCUAGACCCUGCAAAGCUGCAAUUGGUGCAGGAACUGGAGAUUGAGAUGAUGUCCGACAUGUACAACCGCUUGGUGAGCGCAUGUCACCGGAAGUGCAUACCAAUUAAAUAUCAUGAACCUGAAUUAGGAAAAGGCGAAUCUGUAUGUUUAGAUCGCUGUGUAGCCAAAUACUUGGACGUACAUGAACGCAUAGGUAAGAAACUUUCCAAUAUGUCACAAGGAGAAACCGAAGAUCUCACAAAGGUCAACAUACCAGACAAAAAAUAGUACGAAGCUACUACUCACGACAAAUCAAUCAGUUGCUAGAUUUUUCACAGUGACCAGUACAAGACAUCUGCAGAUUUGAGAUAUUUUGUUGUGAAAAAUUUGCAGUAAUAUAUAGGUGAAGUAGUCUUUCUAUAUAUAAUAUUAAUUCUGCCAUUAUGUCAGUACUUCACUAUGAGAAAACAAUCUACUAUCACUAGUAAUCUCGAGAGAUUAUGCUACCUUGGUCAUCUACCCUAACAAGGGCAGUGCUUCACUUGUGACGUUUGGGAAAUAAUGUUACUCAAUUUUGUCUGUGUAGUUCAAAAUUCAAAUUUUUAUAACCGGUUCUGUAACUGAAACAUUGGCUGAAACGCAAUUGGUGCAAUUAUUUUGCCUACUUCUAUGAAAACUAUUUUUCUAAAACUAGUUUAUUUUCAUAAUUAGUUCAAAGCUCUGUCCAGUGUUGUUACUUCAUACGGCUAUUCAAAAAAGUUAUGUUUAUUUAUCUCUACACUACCCUCUAUGGUACUCUCACAGCUCGACAAUAUUUUAAAGAUACUGUAAUACACUGUACUGUAAUGCAUAAAAAGUAGGAUUAUGUAAAUUUUAAGACAGAAACUAGCGGUUACCGAAUGAAACGACCAUAGAGUUUAAUGAACAAACAAAUUUUAUUAGCAUUCUUUUUUAAUCAUAAUUUAAUACUGUUCAUGUUUUUCAAGAUCAAUCAGCCAUAAACUGUAAAUUUUUUUUUUUAAAUUUUUUUAUGAUUGAAAGAUUACUGGUGGCCCGGAGUCCUUUCCAGUUUCACCAGGACACGUGGGACAUGUUUUUUUAUAAAUAUGCUGGAAUGUCUUACGUGAACACGAAACUUAAUUAAAUUUAUGCUUUUAAAUUUCAUCGUGAUAAAAGCUGAAUUGAUUUGUCGUAAGUCAAAGCUUACAAAAGUAACGUUUACAAACAAUGCGGAGACCGCGUUUCAGAAUUCUGAAUGUUAUGCUAAUUAAGGAAUUCUCUUAUUGAAAUGCAUUUUUUUUGUUAAUUAGCGUGGACUAUAUGUUUAGGUUGAAUUGUUAGAUAGUUAUUAAAAAAUAAAACAAAUGAAUAAAUGCAACAAA